AAGAUGCUGCGAGUCCUUUCGUCAGUACAUACUCAGGGCAGUGCUCAGACAGGAGAGAACACGAUGAGACUGACGAUUGCAGCGGUAACCCUUUGCCUGGUCGCCUUGGCCAGUGCAGCAUACGUUCCGGUGGAAAAACCAGUGACUGGCGUACAAUAUGCCGAUAAGGAAUUCCUAGUGAAACAGAAAUUUUUCUUCGAGGUAUUCCGCAACAUUCAUCUACCGCUCACCUACGAAGAGUACCUGCCGUACACCAAGACCUGGGUCAGCGAUGAAACCAAAUACACGGAUUUCACGCAAGUGGCAGAAUUCUUCGACUACUACAAGUUUGGUUUCCUACCGAAAGGUGAACUGUUCACCAUUUACAACAAGGACCACCUGAAGCAGACUUACUAUCUGUUUAACUUCUUCUACAACUGUGCCGAUUGGGAAACUUUCUACAAGAACGUUGUGUGGGCUCGUGAAAAUGUAAACGAGGUGAUGUUCAUCUACGCGCUGACCAUGGUCACGUUCCAGCACCCAGAACUGAAGGGAAUCGUUCUGCCCCCGAUCUACGAAAUCUACCCGUACUAUUUCUUCAACACUGACGUAAUUCACAAGGCGCUGCACAAGAAACUGUACGAACCUAAGUUUGGAUUCGCUAGCAACGGCAAGAACAAUGUGGUCUACUCAAACUACACCGCCGUGUAUCCGUUGACUUACUACGGCGAAGACAAGCUGAGCUACUUCACGGAGGAUAUCGGUCUCAACUCGUACUACUACUACUUCAUGAUGGACUAUCCAUUCUUCGUCGGUGAGGCGAAAUACAACUUGUUCAAGGACCGCCGUGGAGAGCUGUACCUGUACAUGCACCAACAGCUGAUCGCUCGCUACUAUCUGGAACGUCAAGCCAACUUCAUGGGACCAAUCGAAGAGUUCAACUGGGAACACCCCAUCAAGACCGGUUACACACCAAAGCUCAGUUACUGGAACGGAAUUCCCUUCUAUGGACGCAACGAUUACUACACCAUACCGAAGUACAACUACUACAAGGUUGAUCUGAUCAAGGACUACGAAGCAAGAAUCCGACAGGUGAUCGAUCAAGGAUUCAUGUAUCUCGAAGAUGGAACCAAGGUUGAUUUCCGUAAGCCAGGAGCAAUUGAUCAUCUCGGCAACUUGAUCAACUCUAACCCAGAUAGCUUCGAUAACGAGUACUACAAGAACAUCGAAUUCUUCGCCCGCUUGUUGUACAGUGGUGCUAAUUAUUACUCUAGUGAAUGGCAUGGAUUCCCAAGCUCACUGAUGCACUUCGAGACCUCAAUGCGCGAUCCUUUCUUCUACCAACUGUAUUACAAGAUUCUUAGCCACUACUGGCAGUUCAAGAGCUACCUUCCGAACUACACCUACGAUGAGCUGUAUUUCAAGGGUAUGGAAAUCAAGAAUGUUGUGUUCGACAAGCUGGUCACCUACUUCGAAUACUUCGAUGCCGACAUUAGCAACGCCAUCCCGAUGGGCUUCUCAACCGACAAAUACUGGGAUUUCUCCGUUUUUGCCCGCCAGAAGCGCAUCAAUCACAAACCAUUCACUUACACCAUGGACGUUUACUCUGAAUUUGCCGGAAAGGGCGUGGUUCGCAUGUACAUGGGACCCAAGUUCUACGACGUCAAGCAGCUGCAGUAUUUGAAGAAAUAUUUCGUUGAAGUCGAUCAGUAUGUGUAUGACUUUGUCGUUGGUAAGAACUCGGUAGUAAGAAACUCUCGCGACUACUUCUGGAGCGUUCGCGACCGCACUACUUACAGCGAUUUGUACAAAAAGAUUAUGACUGCCUACAAGGGAGAGGACAAAUUCGUGCUGGAUAUGUCGGAGGCUCACUGCGGAUGGCCGGAUCGCCUCCUGCUGCCGAAGGGUCACCCAGCUGGCUACGAACUUACGUUCUACUUCAUCAUCACCCCGUACUACGCUCCUAAGGUACAGCAGUUCUCUACUUACGAAUACACCUACAGCUGCGGUGUCGGAUCGGGCUCCAAAUAUAUCGACGAUUUACCACUCGGAUUCCCCUUCGAUCGCGAGAUUAACUUCAGCUACUUCUUCACGAAGAACAGCUACUUCAAGGAUGUGCUCGUCUUUCACGUUGACGAUAUGAAGCUGAACCAAUCCUACUAAGAAAUCCGCGCGUUUUGGAAAAACUGGAACCAUCUAUGCAUUAAAUCAACUGAAUAAAGCUUAUUGAGAGUUAAUUUAGACGA
Molecule: messenger RNA, 2225 nt
Organism: Wyeomyia smithii (pitcher-plant mosquito)
Lineage: Eukaryota; Metazoa; Arthropoda; Insecta; Diptera; Culicidae
Product: hexamerin-1.1-like
Exons: 3
Coding region: 4-2142 (712 amino acids)
Source: RefSeq, a predicted model, not a curated record